AUGUUUGAACAUUUAACCAAAAAUAUAACAAGUUCUAUAUGCAUAUCAGAUGAUGAAUUAGCAUUAAAUAUAGAAUCAAUAUCAGAUAAUUCAAAUAAAAAUAAUGCAGAAUCAUCAUCAGAUAAUCCAAAUAAAAAUAUUGCAGAAGAUUCAGACCCAAAUA
This is a messenger RNA of Racocetra persica, 163 nucleotides long. NCBI's taxonomy places the organism in Eukaryota, Fungi, Glomeromycota, Glomeromycetes, Diversisporales, Gigasporaceae. The record is from the annotation of a GenBank genome assembly.